This is a messenger RNA of Eupeodes corollae, 3851 nucleotides long. It is a transcript of the gene Rtf1, whose product is annotated as RNA polymerase-associated protein Rtf1. Lineage: Eukaryota; Metazoa; Arthropoda; Insecta; Diptera; Syrphidae. Gene Ontology annotation, molecular function: DNA binding; RNA polymerase II C-terminal domain phosphoserine binding. The coding region runs from base 195 to 2516 and encodes 773 amino acids. The record is from RefSeq and is a predicted model, not a curated record. The transcript is spliced from 4 exons. Gene Ontology annotation, cellular component: Cdc73/Paf1 complex.
UGGCUUCUUCGUUUUCCUGAGGUGUGUGUGAAAGUGUGAAUUGUGAUUUGUGAAAAAAUAGGCGGUUGACGUUGAGUCCAUCAAACUCUGAAGCUCUCUUUACUUCCAGCUAAUUCACAAUUUGGAAAGAAAGACACACUUAUUUCUUUGCAAUUUCAACCUAAAAUCAUUUGAAAAAAGAAUCCAAACCAAAAAUGGGAAAGCGACGCAAUCAGCCCCUAAUCGAUUCAGACUCGAGUAGCAGUGGUUCUGAAUCAGAUUUGGAAUCGGAACUUCUAUCACUUGCAAAAAAACGUAAGAAGCCAGAGGAAGGAAAUGAGAAAGCAGUGCACAAAGGAAAUAAUUCUUCAGACUCCGACUCAGACUGGGCGGGUGGUAAAAAUAAUCCAAGCACUACUCAAAAAAAGAAGCGUACAAAGAAAAUGAGUAAAAGUUCUGAUUCUGAUUCAGACGAAGACGAUUCGGAUAAGGAUGAGAAUGUAAAAAACGAUAGCGCAGAGGAAGAUGAGGAUGAUGAUAAAGAUAGGAAUAAUAUUGAUGCCCCAAAAGAAGACAGCUUAGCACUGAAAAAACCAGACAAAGGGGCCGAAUCUGAACAGGAGGAAGGCGAGGUGUCUGAUAGUGACGAUGAAGAAAGCGAUGGAUCUUCAUCAUCAAAUUCAUCCUCCUCGUCAUCAUCCAGCUCUGAUUCGGAAUUUGAUGAUGGCUAUGAUGAAAAUCUUAUGGGAGACGAAGAAGAUCGUGCUAGACUUAACGGAUUGUCUGAAAAAGAGCGUGAGACUGAGAUUUUCAAGCGUAUCGAACGUCGUGAUAUGAUGCGUACCCGUUGGGAAAUCGAACGUAAACUUAAGCUAGCACGCCGUGGUGAAAAAGCUGUUAUAGAUAAAAUUAAAAAAGACAAGAAACAAAAAAAGCAAAAGAAGCAGAAAAAGAAGGCCAAGGAAACAAUUGUUGAGAAGACUAAAUCGCUAAGUCCGUCACCACCACCACAACCAGUGCUGCCUGAGGCACCCGUCGAACUAAAAUUAGUUCCAGCUAGGUCCAGUCCUUCUCCAACUGCAGCGGCAACAUCGAGUCCAGAAAGGAAAAGUGACGAUGAAGCGAUGAUGGGGUCCACAGAUUACUUCGACCCUAAAGAGCGGUCCAAAGAGCGUAAGAAAAAUGUAGAGAUGAAUAAAACAGACGACAAGAGAAGUAAUGCCAUGGCUCUAUUAAAAGCCAAACGCGAGGGCAAAGCGAAAAGAGAGGAAGAAGAAGCAAAGCGUCAAGCUGAAAAGGAGCGGGAAGAAGAGAAAGAAGAACUCGAAGGUGUUUCAUCAGGGAAGCAAAGUAGCGUUAAACUCAAAGCUUCUGAUAUCUAUUCAGACGACUCCGGUAGUAGUGAUUCUGAAGAAGAGGAAAAGCCAUCAGAAAAACGAUCAGCUAGCAGCAGCAAAUCUUCAAGUUCAUCUGAGGAUGAAGAGAAGACAGAAAAGAAACCCGUUUACAUCUCAACACGCGAAGAACUGAAUAAAAUGCGUUUAUCGCGGUAUAAAAUGGAGCGUUUUGUCAACUUGCCAGUAUUCGAAAAAACUGUUAUGAACUGCUUUGUGCGUAUAAGUAUUGGCAACAAUGGAGCUAAGCCUGUCUACCGUGUAGCAGAAGUUGUCGGAGUGGUAGAAACUGCGAAAAUCUAUCAAUUAGGAACGACUAAAACAAAUCGGGGACUGAAACUUAAACACGGCACUCAAGAGCGAGUGUUUCGUUUGGAAUUCAUUUCCAAUCAAGAAUUUACUGACAGUGAGUUUGGAAAAUGGCGUGAAAUUUGUUCAACGCAGAAUGUACAAAUGCCCACAUUAGAAAUGAUGGAAAAGAAAGCUCGUGACGUCAAAGAUGCGUUUAACUAUGUGUUUAAAGAAGAGGACGUCGAUAAAUUGGUGGAAGAGAAAAGCCGCUUUAGAAAUAGACCCACUAACUACGCAAUGAAGAAAACUUGUUUGAUGAAAGAACGGGAUGCGGCUCUAUUGCGUGGAGAGUAUGAGGUCGCUGCCGACCUUGGUAAACAAAUCGAUCAAUUGGAGACGCGUGCUAAUGAACUAGAUAAAAAGAGAUCAAGUAGUAUUAGUUUGAUUUCAUACAUAAACGAUAGAAAUCGAAAGCGCAAUGUAGAGGAGGCUGAGAAAGCUAUAAUGGAAGAAGUACGAGCCAAUAAGGGCUUGAAAAUUUCUGAUCCAUUUACUAGAAGAACAACGCAACCACGAAUGGGUUUCAAGUCUGCAGAAAAGAAAGAAGAGGAACUCUUGCCCAUGGUUCCAGCACCGCCUCCACCAGGCAAAAGGAGAACCGACGAAUCAAAGAAGCCGCAGUCUAACGAUUACAGCCUCUAUUCGUUGCAUGAUUUUGACAUUGAUCUAGAUGUUCCUUUGCCCGUUAAUUCAGUGACGGUUGUACCGAAGCCUAUACCAAAGGUUAAUGAAGCAGCGCCAAAACGCUCACUCAAUUUAGAAGACUACAAGAAGAAACGCGGUCUUAUUUAGUCAACCUAAUGACUUAAUAACUUACAAAAACGUAGUUCAUUUAAAAUGGUAUCCAACUUAAACAAUAAGAAACUCAUUUUACCUAUAAGAAAUAUAGCGCCACAAACAAGCAUGUGGCAAAGUGAAAGAAAAUACAAACUUUCUUAGAUUUAAGAUUUUGUUUUCGCUGCUUGGAGAUAUUGCAAAACAAGACACUGAAAGGACUUACCACGACUUUUUGUCUUUAACUAAAAUAAAAAAAAUGAAGUCAUAUUCAUGGGCAAAAAGUACAAAAACUGACCAUUUAUAUUUUCUGUCUAAAAUAUUCAUUGCAAAAAUGAGCGAAACAAACGUCAUUCUAGCCAAGUAUGGCUCUUCAAUGAAGUAAGAUGUGGAGACAGACAUUAGCCAUUAUUAGAAUAUAAAUGUAUAUGAAUGCAUGCUGAGUUAAGCGUCUUUAAGUUGAAUUAUCUGCUCGAUCUUAAAUUUUACUUAAUAGAUUGCACACCAUCCGUAAUAAAUCGUUGUAAGUCCAUAAAAUGUCUUGUUUUAUAAACAUCUCUUUAAAUCACAAUGCUAAAAGUAGUGGCAAUGGGCUAUCUGAUACAUAUUCUAGAGAAUUAUACGUACAUAAUGUACAUAUUGAGAUUUUGUAUGUUUAUUAAAUAAAAGGAAAACGUUUUUCCGUUUGUGAACAUAAUAACAUACUAUUAUUAAAGUAAACAAAGGAAAUCAAAGCAACGCUUCCUACGUUCGAUUUAGUAUGUAAUUUUGUUAUUCUAUUAGUAUCUUAAUUUUAUGCUUUGCAAGAUAAAAUGAUUUGUAAUUUUAAUUUAUUUAAACUAAAAUAAUUGGAAUAACAGAAAUAAUAAAAUUCAUAUUUCCAUUGUAGGGGUAUUAAGGCUUAUAAAACUGCUGAAUUUAGAGUGAAAAUUUAAACUAAUAAAUAAAAUAAGUUGGAGUCUUAAAACUCAUUUUGGCUUUCAAGUGUGCAUACCCCUUUUCUGUUGGAGAAAAUUCUCAAUCCGUGAAUGACAUUUUCAACAAAAUCACAUAUCUUAUUAUUUUCUGUAAAUUAAUUUAAAAUACAUUUGAUGAAGUUAUUUUAUAUUUAGGUCGUACAUAAUGUAUGUAUGUCACAAAUGUAGUUGAUUUUAAAUAUUUUGUUUACUGUACAAAAAAUGUAUUAUGAUGUUUUAACUCCAUUUAUUAUUUGUAUAUCUGACGAAAAUAGAAAAGAUUCCAGUUGUUUAUGAAAUUUUUCAGUUAUAAAUAAAAACACCUUAUUUGUCAUAAGUUUUCCAUUUAGUUUUAAGAAUACAAAUCAUAAAGUAUUAAAGUAAAUUAAAAAUGCAA